CGGAGCUUGUGGUAUCAUCGCAUAAGUAAUCACGUUUUACGGUCAGGAAAUGGUAGGGAUUCAUUCAACCAAUCAGCCGCAAAGUGAUAACGACCGAUUCUGAAUAGAGUAGAGCGGGUCGAGUGUUUACCGUCCGUAUUUACUAUUACUACGACUCAUGCUUUAACGCAAAUUUCUAAGCCUGAGUUUAUACGAAUCGAGACGUCAGUAUUUAAGCGUACGCGUUACGGUACGAUAUCUGUUCAAGUCUCCAUGUCACGUACACCGCGAGUGCUGAUUUACGACUAACCUCUGACACGGUGUACAUCGUCCGUAAAAAUGGAUAAAAGCAAAUUGGAUACAUCGAGGUCAGGGUAUCGUGAUGAAGUUUCUGGUCACUCCAAGAAGAACAAGAAACGAUCCAGCAAGAAAAGCAGCGUGCUUAGUUCGUGGAUGAAUAGCAUGCAAAAUAAUCAAAAUAAUGAUGUGGUACCUGGAAUGGAGUAUCAGCACUUACUGUGGCAAAAUAAUGUGCAGCAGAAUUUCCCAAACAAUGGACAGCGUCUCUUUACAACAACAUCUGAUCCUAGUAUGUGUGGCUACACACAGAUGCCUAUGACAUAUACCAUGGAACCUGUUUCACUGCCAACCAUGUAUAGGCUGUAUCAGCCAGUGCCAUUCUCUGGCGUAAGAACUGUUCAUGGUAGGCCCAGACGACAUUGUAACCAGAAUCUUCCAAUGAAUUUAAGUAUGAAUUCUAUGGCAAAUGGUUACUCGAGUUUGCAAGAGAAUGGGGUGGAAUCUCCUAUGCCUGCUAAUUAUCAAAAUGGAGAUUACGCAAGUUUACCACCUACUGCUAACAAAAACAAUGGAAUAAAUGGGGAUGAGCUAAAUUCGGAGCAUCGAAGAUACUCUGAUCCUGGUCUUGGGUCUGCAGAGGCACCAGUUCAUACUCAGAGCGAAGACUCUGAUAGUAUUGACAGUGGAAGUUCCAUUACUACAGUUGGACGUAGUAACAAAUUAGUUCUAUCUCUUAUUGAACAAAUGACAGAACUGAAGAAGAGUAAUAGUCAAUUAUUCAAAGAGUUAAAUGAAACAAAAUCUGAGCUAGGUAGCAUGAAAGUAAAGCUAGCACAGUGUAAAUACAGCAGUUCUUCAGAUUAUCAACCAGGAAUGUUAUCAGAUUUCAUUCGCGAAAUCAGGCAAGCCAACAAAACGUGCGAGGAGGGAUUGAUUUCAAAAGUGAAGUCCAUGGUGGAGGAAAAGCUAAACCAAAGGUCGUCAGAAAUGGUCAAUUUAAACAAUCAAAUCACGAAAUUAAUGGAGGAGAAAGAAGAAAGCGACAGGCGAAUAGCGAAGCUGGAGGAGGAGGUGGUCAUGCUGAAGCUGAACGCAAACAACGAAGGCCGCGAGAUCGCCGCGUUCGAGGAAGAGACGCUGGCGCUGCGACGGGAGCUGCAGGAGGCGCGGGCGUCCAAGUGCCUGGCCGAGAAUCACGUGGCAAAGUGCGUAAACGCAAGAUCAGUCACGCCUGUCGCUACUUUCGAUACUACGCAACCCUACGUAACCAGCACCCCCGUGCGUACCGCUCUAUCCGACACCUGUAGCCUCAUCCCCGCACCACCGUCAUCGACAUCGUCAUUGUCCUCGGUCCCCCAACACUUCACCUCGUUACUGCGUUCCCGAACCGCGGAGCUGGCUCACCAUUUCGUCGCGGACAAGCCGGCCGCUUAUCGAACCGCUGAUUGUAGCAGUCCCACGCCAAUGGAUGCCUCCUGGACGUUGGACGACCAGAUCCCGGUGUCCAGCAACGGCAACCGGUCGCCCGUAGUCGUCACCAACUACCUGGACCAUCGAGACGUCAGUCUGGACGAGAACUGUAGCGCCACUGGCUCGGAGGUCUCACUGGGGAGCAAGAUGGAGGGCUCCGAUCUCCGCGAGGACUCUGUCUUCGAUGACAAACUCUCCAUCAGUCUCGAAGACAACUCAGCGAGCAAGCUGACCGAAGAGACUAUCGGUGAGGAAGACGAGACCAAGGUAGAGUCUAACACGACGAAGACCGCAGAGACUGAGACCGGGACCAUAUCCUCGUGCGUGCCAGAGAAAAGAGUGAAAGGGACGCGGAAGGAAGAAGAGCUGACUCGUGGCCAUCAUCAGAGGGUCGGGUCGAAGAAGUCGCGCAAGAAGAAGAGCAGCUCGCUGUCAAAGAGGUCGUUCAGCGAGGCCGACAAGAUCGCGCCGUCGACGACGUUGGAGAGGAAGGAGUCCGGGACGAGAGACGUCCGGAGAACGGUGAGCGAGGACGCAGAUCGGAGUCGUCUCGAUGGCGGCGACGACGACGCCGACGACGAAACGAGCCGAGCCAUCACCGAGGUCCCGGAAGUGAUCGUAGUCGGUGGUGGCUCCUUCGUGCCGAAAGAUCUCUGCUCGACGGGAAUCCUGACCUCCAGAGUCCUGACAGCACCUUCACGCGCUACCUACACCACCGCCUACAUUUAGGCUACGUACGCGCGGGGCCCCUGCGAUCCAAACGCGAACCAACGGUCGCCGUUGAGCAAAGGGGGCUUCAAGGGCUUGCUAGAGGCUACUACUAUACUGGAGAAGCUGCUGGACAUUCUGCAUAAUAAGAUGAUCGAUGCCACCGACCAG
Messenger RNA from Eufriesea mexicana, 2628 nucleotides. RefSeq lists its product as uncharacterized. Bases 319 to 2478 code for a protein of 719 amino acids. Lineage: Eukaryota; Metazoa; Arthropoda; Insecta; Hymenoptera; Apidae. The transcript has 7 exons. The record is from RefSeq and is a predicted model, not a curated record.